This is a messenger RNA of Temnothorax curvispinosus, 2655 nucleotides long. RefSeq names its product dentin sialophosphoprotein-like. The record is from RefSeq and is a predicted model, not a curated record. Gene Ontology annotation, cellular component: centriole. Gene Ontology annotation, molecular function: protein binding. Gene Ontology annotation, biological process: regulation of cytokinesis; centrosome duplication; centriole replication. The transcript is spliced from 5 exons. The coding region runs from base 92 to 2377 and encodes 761 amino acids. NCBI's taxonomy places the organism in Eukaryota, Metazoa, Arthropoda, Insecta, Hymenoptera, Formicidae.
CGCUCCAAAGCAUUUGUAGCGUCAAGUGGACCGCAACCUUAUUAUUUCUGUUGUACAGAAUCGCUUUAUGUUAAUAUUACGCCGUUUUCAGAUGACCGACACCCUCAAGGAGGAAAUGAGACGUUACAGGUCUCUGGCGGUCAAAGUGGAGGAGAACCUGAGGGAUAGACGGCUCGUUAAACGCGUCAUUCGAGAUAAAUACGUGCAGGCUGACAUAACAGAGCCAGUAGAUGAAAUAAGGAGUAUCAGAUACAGUUCGGACAGCGACGUGUCCAGCCGUGACGUCGCUACCAGCAUCGACACCAACAACAGCGACUCGCAUUCCAAAACGACCAUUGUCAAGCCGCAAGAUGCUGGCGAAACUGGAGAUGAUCACGAUAUCCAGUCCCCCAUAUCGGACGUACAGCAUUCGCAAUUUCAAGUUUGUUUAACGAACAACACUGUUAACGAUUCAAAACCUAUAGCUGCUGUGACUGAUCAUAAUAAAUGUAUCGAUGCUAUAGAGGUGGCGACGCCAGACGAAGAUGUGACGUUAGCAGAGAGUUGGAAGCCCGAGGUACCCAGAACGCUGGACAUAGUUCCCAUAACGUUAAGUAACGAUGAGGAAGAUACCUCUUCUUCCAUAGGGGUUUCCAAAGAAACUGAAGAUCCACCUAAAUUGUCACGUCAAGGUUCUUACGUAUUGGAUACACCCAGUCCCAUGUUGCUCGCUCACAUGCAUACAGAAUUAUCUGACGAAAACUACGUUCCCACACGUACCACUGAUGUAUCGCAACGAAAACAGUGGAACAUUGCGCAGCCUAAGGUGGAGUGGGAAAAUAAACAAUUUGUGGCAGAAGGUGUUGAAGCUUUAAGUAAAUCAGAAGGUACAGCAAAAAAAUCAACUCUUCAGCAUAGAGAAUCCGAUAGUUCGACAGAAUCACGUCAAGAAAUCAAAUCUACUAGUUCUACUAAAGGGAUAAUCGUUGAAAAUGCGUGUAGAUCGGACGCCACGCCAACUAAACAUAAUCGUAGAUCUAAUGCAGAUUUUAAGAAGCAAAGUUCCUUAGACAAAUCAGAGAGGAACAGUGACACCAGCGUAUCAAAUUUGUCGAGUAGAGAGUGCGCAGAAGAUACGAAUAGUCCUAAAAUUCAGUUGUCUCGCGUAGAUGAAAAGCAGUGUAGUAAAAAAGAAAGUAUCACAAAACAUCGCGAUUCAAAUGUCAAAACGAAGUCUUCCACGCCGGAUAAGCUCUUGAUGGUCUACAAAGAGAUCGAGGAGAUGCACAAGAAGCAGAUGAUGGAGCUGAUAUAUCGUCAGCAGAAAGAGCAAUCGCUGCUGCAAGCGGAAUUCCAGAAGCAACAGAUGCUCUUGUUGGCCGAGAUACGAAAGUGUGCCUCCGGAAGUCCGCGUCAAGCGAACGCAUCGAACGCUACCUCGAAUCGAUCGUUGUCGAGCAACGAGGCAAGGCAGCAGUCGAACAUAAAUUCUCCCGGCAAUAUACCGAUGGAAGCGCAUCGUAAUGUUAAAUUACCGUUGGCGAAUCGAGUGAUCGUAUGUCCGUUGGAUUACCUCUCUCCGAGAAAUUUAUACCUGCUUAAACAUCAGUCCUUUACCGCGGACAAUUCUCCGGCUCUCGAUUUUGACUUUACGAGAAAAGUGAGUUUAUGCGAUACCGCGUAUAAUAAUAAUAACAACAACAACAAUAUCAAUAAUAACGAUAAUGACGACAGCAGCAGUUGCGAGUCGCGCGAUCUUAUUGUAUGUAGGAAUUCCAACGUGAGUCGGCAGUUAUUUCCCUUAGAUAGCAAUACCACGCAUGUACCGGUGCUGGACACCACGGCAUAUCUUGAUAAACACGUACGGGCGGUGAAUAUCAUCAACGCUUACACACGUGGUUACUUAGUGCGUAGAUUAAUGCGGACCGAGCGCGUUAUCACGUUGAAAAAGAUAUAUAAGGAGGCGUUGCAAUGUAUGCUUAAGUUACACGUUGACGCGCCCUUAAACUCGGCGGAGGUGGAUUUCCUUCAUCGUCUCCAGUUGCAGUGUGAUGCGGCGUCCAUGAAUAUAGUGGAAUUAUUCGCCCAGUCGCCGACGAAAAGAAUGAAAGUAAUCGCGCAGGAUCGCGAAAUCAAGGAGUCUCGAGCGGAACGCCCGACUUCUGCUCGAUCGUACUCGUUCGCUACUCAGAAGACUUUAGCCAGAAAGAAUCUGAAGGAAUUCGAGUCCACAAUGGCGAAGUACCACCGACCGUUGGUCGUCAAAAGGAACCCCGUUAGGUCUAGGUGUCAAACGUGGGCCUCGGAUAUGAGAGACCGACUUAUGUCGCCAAAUCCAUUGCAUCAGGGUAUCAGGAGAAGCACGAGCACGGGAGCCGUACGGAAGCCGUGGCGAUGACGAGACAGAGUGCCUUACGACGUUGAUUAAGCGACACCGUCAAUUUCACUGCGAGAAAGCGGAAUGUACACGCGCGGAGUAUGACGGAUUAUAUCAUUUGAAGCGGCUCGCGUUAGCUACUCCUGCCUUCAAGAAGCGCACUAGUGCCUAGUUCUUCUGAUCAAUUUAUUUUAUAUCAAGGUACCAAUCCCUGGACACGUACCUAUGUCUGGACAUUUUUAUCGUUUUAAUCCUUAAAUAAGUCUAUAACGCGAAUUAAAAUCAAAGAGAAUCCAAGA